Messenger RNA from Conger conger (European conger), 4076 nucleotides. RefSeq lists its product as uncharacterized. Bases 546 to 3833 code for a protein of 1095 amino acids. The record is from RefSeq and is a predicted model, not a curated record. The transcript is spliced from 8 exons. NCBI's taxonomy places the organism in Eukaryota, Metazoa, Chordata, Actinopteri, Anguilliformes, Congridae.
ACACAGGUAAAGGAAGAAUUAACAAGGCUUCUGUACUUUAUGCAGACAAUGUUGUCAGGGCAAGGUUUACAGGCAUUGGUUAACUUUACAUUUGCAUUUACAGUGACGAGUACCGUGCGUACUGAGCCUACUGCGACACUCUCCAGGCCAGCCGACGAUUCCUGUGGGACUUCUUCUGCCUUUGCAUCGACAUCAGAAAAACUGCCAUUGCCAGUUCCACCUCAGCUGCUAGCAUUGGCUUCAUCCCUUCCGCCAACGGCCUGGACAGAACGACAGGAGCAGGGUCACAGCAAGUCUGCAGUCAGACAGCCACCUCCAUCAGCGACGAGGCAAACUGCCACACCUCCCUGUGUUGGUUCCGUAUCACAGAGUGUGAGCUCGUCAGAGCCGAGCCGGAAACUGCUGUGGCUGAAGCUCUGGCACAACCUACCACAGCCCUGCAACAGCCCAAACCCCUCACCCACCCUCCUGCACACUCAGCACCAGUCUACAGCUAUGACCAGGAUGUGCGCAGUUGGAGCUGCUCUCUCCAGCAGCGCAUUUGGAUGAAGACUGAGUUGGAAGCUUUGGGGCUAUGGCCGGGGUCCCGACCGGUGCGGCACUCUCUCAGCAUGGUGUCCCUGUGGCGUUACCCUCCUCAGCCUGAGCUCAUUGAGACCAGCACCAAGCUUCCCUCGCCGAAGCACUUCCAGCUCCACCCAUUUUUCAUUUGGAAGCCAGAGCAUGCCAUCAUGGAGAGAGUCAGGAACAAUUACAUCCUGCCAUGUCUUUAUGGCUGUGCCUCUCCGCAGGUUCAGUCUUCAGGUGUAGGAAGGCCUCGGGUGAUUGUUGGCACCAGUGGCCAGUACUACAUCUUUGCCUCCCGACUGACCUGCAAAGUUUGUAGGCGCUAUUGGUUUGCUGACAAACCCCAGUGGCUGGAAAAAAUUCCAAGGAGGUUCACCAACAUCCUCCCAGCCUUCCUCACACACAAAAAGGCCAUUUGCAAAACUGUUAUGGACGAGCUGAGAAGAACCGGCAAGUCCCCAAACGACAUGGCCAACCAGGUGACAGAGAUGCUCCACCUAAAAUAUGAGCGUGCCAACCUGGCCUAUCUCCUGGCAGUGCAGAAUAUCCGGGAUGGAGAAGCAGGGCUAUAUGGGCAGACAACAAUCACUGGCUAUCUCCAGGAAGAGGAAUCUCCAGGACCAUUUGGGCAGUAUGAAGAUGCAGAUGGCUGGUUUGGAGUCUCUCUGUCUCCACACUACCUGACUGACUGCCUCCUACAGGAGUUUCAGCGGCAGGAAGCAGCAAUCACCCAGCUCCUCCAGGGAACAUUUGGACAGGUCUUUAGAUCAGACCACACACGCCGAGUGGCUAGGAAGGUCACCAUCUCAUCUGGCACUAUGUCCUCCUAUGCCAUCAUGAAUGAGAACUGGAUGAUCCUGUCCUGGGUGAUGCUGCAGUCAGAGUGUGACAAGUCACUGGAGCCCAUGUAUGACGGUCUCGCCAACCGCUACAGCACUGCAGGGGUAGAGAAGGCAAAGUUCCAGUGGGUGGACAGAGACUGUUGUGCUGCCUUUCGAGUCCCGGACCUGCAGCCCUUCGAGGACCUUCAGUGGGCUUCCUGGCAGACAACUGAUGCUAUAGUGGCAGAGGCCACCUCUGGGAACCUGCAUAAUACAUGCGCGUCACGGAGCAAGUUCAACCAAGACAUUGUGGUCAAGCUGGACUUGUUUCACUGCAUGCGCAGGUUCACCAGGGAGUGUGUUUCUGAGCACCAUCCACUACAUAGCACAUUCUGCAAGUUCCUGUCUGCAGCAUUUACAGUUGUGGACCAGGGAGACCUGCAGAGGCUGAAAGAGGCCUACACCUUCUGUGGGAUUGUGCCUGCUGAACCCACCAAGCAGCACAUCAGGGAGCACUGCAGGGUGAAGGUGCCGCGUGCGAGAGAGCUGCUGCAGAGAGUGGAGGACGUCCUUCGCCAUUUCCAUCUGGCCAAGGACCCUGAUGGCACCCGGCUGUACAAGCCCUCCAUGCUCAAGGUUUGGAGGAUCCAGCGAGUCCACAUUUUGAGGGGGUGCCUCAGUGACCCAGAAGUGGAGGAUGGGGUCCUGUACAGGUACGGGGGCACUCUGCAGCUCAACCAUGUGCAGGGGGAAGGAGCCGCUGUGCCAGUGUGGAUCCCUGUCAGGGGCACUUCCCAGCAGGAGGGCUUCCACUUUCACCAGGCCCGCUGGGUGACUGGUAAUCUGGUCUCCAACGAGCUGUUCCAGGCUCAGGGCUUGACUGGAGUGGCGAGGUGGAAUUUCCAGCGGCUGGUGGACUUGAAGCAGCCUGGAGUGGUGCUGCCAGCAGUGUUUGACCCGGUUUUAAUUUGCGAGUUGAAUAAAACAUCCGAGAAGGUGAUGGGGCAUGUGAAAUAUCCAGCCCUCCACAUCUCUGCCAGGGACACAGGAGAGAGGUUUGGGCUGCAGUACCUGGAGCCAGGCUGCCGUCCAGUUCCUUUGGACUGGCAAAAACACAAGGUCCUGAAGACUGCCCUUCCUCCUCCUGUGGAAACACAGCUGCCUUCCAUCACCCAGCCAUUGUCUGCGGCACCCCCUGUGGUGCUUCAUUUCCCACCUGCUCCCCCCACCUUUGAAGAUGUCAGGGACACAGACGCCUCACAGCAGAGCUUUGACAGUGGUGAGCUGUCCUUUCAGUCGGUCCAAUCACCGACAGGACGGACCCUGCCGUCACCACAGUCCACAACAUACAAAGAAGAGAGCCACUUAAUGGGCCCAGGUCUGCAGAGCACUCCUCCCCUGCCACAAGCUGCCUCCCCCGGAGCUGCACGCACAGGACCAGUGAAGGCUGGAGGGCUGCUGUUUGUCUUGGACCACAACAGGUGGCCAGCACCCAUGAGAGCAGCCAUUGAUGGACUGCUGGCCCAGCAUAAGGGAGAGAAGGACUUCCUGAAGCGGGUGGACAGAGACUAUGCUGCUCUGGUGCAGAGUACAUGCUCUGACCCCAACAGUCUCCUGCACCCCACCACAUGGCAGCAUAUUUCACGCUAUGUGAAACAUGCAGCAAAACAAAUUAACACCAACACUUCACUGAACACCAGCCCAGAGAAACUGCAGGAGACCCAGCAGCUGUGGCAGCAUCUGACUGCAGGGAGUCAGACGGUCACCGUGCCAGUGGUCACCCUGCCUCCAGCCGUGAUCAAUCCCCCUGCUCCCAUCACAUCCCAACCAAGUCACACCCAGGGAGCCCCUGUGACCGAUGUCACAGUCCAGACACAGGUUAAAGAGCUCCUCGAGAGGCAACAGGCGGCAGUUCAACAACAAAAAAGAACAAGGAACUGCCUUGCCUGUGGCCAACCAAAAUCUCGGUACCUGGGUGAUGGCUCCACAAUCCACUUUUUUUAUCAGACUGGGGAGGUUAAAUACUUCUACUGCUCCACGAAAGUCUACCAGACUUAUGCAGGAGAAGGACUCACCAACCCCAGGAUGCCAUUUUUCGAGUUUGCAGACACACCUUUUUUUCAGAGGGAGCUGGAGGCCUCAAAGCAGAGAGGAGCCCAGAGGAAGCAGGUUCUGGAGCAGAGGGGGAAGAGAAAGUCUGUGGAGGUGCAGCCAGCAGGCCCCCUCUGCAGGUUCUGCCACCUCCCCAUGAAACAGGGCCCCAAUAGCCCUCAUGUUCAUGCCUACUUCCCUGGGUUAGCAGGGAAGUAUGUAUAUUGUCCAACCAAGGUACUGUCUUUGUACCAAGGACAGGGCAUGGACAGGGAGUUAAGCUGGCAGGAGUUUCAGCGUACUCCAUUUUAUGAGGCUGAGAGAAACAGGUGGAGAGAUGAAAAGGGAAAGUGAAAAUAUUGACUUUCUUUCCCAUUCCUGUCCAUAUCAGCCCUGUAUAUAGUCAUUCAUGUAUAAAGUUAUUAACUUACACUUUUGUUGUGUUUAUAUGUUUGUAAAAAGUGUAUUAUAUACAUAAUGUUGUAUUCUUUUUUGAGCACUUAUAAUGCGUGUGUCUGUGUGUGUAAAUUUGUAAAAACCCGUUGCAAAUAUUGUUCUUGUUCUUAAAGUUGCCAUAAAAAUAUUUUAUCCAACAUC